Periophthalmus magnuspinnatus is the source of this 4121-nucleotide messenger RNA. RefSeq names its product potassium voltage-gated channel, Shaw-related subfamily, member 1b (gene kcnc1b). Bases 721 to 2514 code for a protein of 597 amino acids. Gene Ontology annotation, molecular function: protein binding; delayed rectifier potassium channel activity. The transcript is spliced from 4 exons. Lineage: Eukaryota; Metazoa; Chordata; Actinopteri; Gobiiformes; Gobiidae. The record is from RefSeq and is a predicted model, not a curated record. Gene Ontology annotation, biological process: potassium ion transmembrane transport; protein homooligomerization. Gene Ontology annotation, cellular component: voltage-gated potassium channel complex; dendrite membrane; axon.
GGGGCAUUUCGUGUGAACAACAGGCACUUGGGGCGUUUUUGGAGACCUGCCACCGUCUCAUUCCACAUUUUGUUUAAAACACCAACGUUUGUUUGUUUUGUUUUUUCCCUCGUGCAUGCAUACAGGCAUAUUAAAUGUUGUCCUUAAUGCACAGCAUAAAUGAAAGGCGGUUCUCGGAAGUCUGAGCGGGAGCGACACAAAGACCUGCGGCGCGUCGUGCGGCAGCUGCUCGGGGAGAGGGAGGCGAGCUCAGCUCGGAGCCGCUCUGAGCUGUUGCUGUUGAGGCGCUGUCCUCAGCACCACCGCAUUCACCUUGCUUUGAAAGUCAUUAAGCAGUUUACGGAGCUCGGUUUAUUCGGGACUCCGAUGAGCCGGAUUUAUUCUGCAUAUGAGGGACAAUUCGCCAGUGUUUGUCCUUUUUUCUCGACAUCUUGGAUUUAACGAUGAUGUGACGUCCAUUUCUAAUGUGAUGCCAUUGGCUGUAUUCAUUUUGGGGUCUUGAUUGUGUAGCCGUGCGCCCAGAGAGGCGCGGUGAAUGGCAGGUGUUUAAAAGGGAAUGUAGCCUGGUGCGCGUCCAGCAGCGAUCAUUUGUUUCACAGUGGGAACAAACCACAGGUAGCGUACCCUGUUUUUUAUGUAAUAGUUUUUCCAGUUUGCCUGCUGUGGUCCUUGCUACUCUAAUAUAAAGAAAACUUAUAGGAGACAUGCCUAGGGGACGAGAUGGGCCUGAGCGACGACAAGGAUCGCAUUGUGAUUAACGUGGGAGGGAUCAGACAUCAGACAUACCGCAGCACUUUGCGCACUCUACCUGGCACCCGGUUAUCCUGGCUCGCCGAACCUGAUGCUCCCAAUCAUUUUGACUAUGACGCCAAGAUUGAGGAGUUUUUCUUUGACCGCCACCCAGGCGUGUUUGCGCACAUCCUCAACUACUACAGGACAGGUAAACUGCACUGCCCCGCGGAUGUGUGCGGCCCCCUGUAUGAGGAAGAGCUGGCCUUUUGGGGCAUUGAUGAGACAGACGUGGAGCCGUGCUGCUGGAUGACCUAUAGGCAACACCGGGAAGCAGAGGAGGCCCUUGAUAGUUUCGGCGGGGGAGGACUGUUAGACCUGGCGAGUGACGACCCGGAGCCAGAGGUCGAUCAUGCUGAGGAUGAUGAUGAGAUGACAAGGAGGCUGGCGCAGGGGGAUCACACGGACGUCCGGACUGGGAGCCUGUGGAGUAGGUGGCAAAAACGUGUUUGGGCUCUGUUUGAGGAUCCCUACUCCUCCAAAUAUGCAAGGUGGAUCGCUCUGGCCUCGCUUUUCUUCAUCUUGGUCUCCAUCACCACCUUCUGCCUGGAGACCCAUGAAGCCUUCAACCCCAUCAUCAACCGCACAGAGUGGGAUGUGGUGGACAACAUCACAGUGGAGCGCAUCUACCAAGAAACCGAGACUGCCGCCUACCUCACUUAUAUUGAAGGCGUGUGCGUGAUUUGGUUCACCUUUGAAUUUCUCAUGAGAAUAACUUUUUGCCCCAAUAAACUAGACUUCAUAAGAAACGCCCUAAACAUCAUCGACUUUGUGGCCAUCCUUCCUUUCUACCUGGAGGUGGGGCUAAGUGGACUCUCCUCAAAAGCAGCUAAGGACGUGCUUGGAUUCCUUAGAGUGGUGCGUUUUGUCCGAAUUCUCCGUAUCUUCAAGCUAACACGACACUUUGUAGGACUCCGGGUUUUAGGGCACACGUUGCGAGCCAGUACCAACGAGUUUCUGCUUCUUAUCAUCUUCUUGGCACUCGGAGUGCUCAUUUUUGCCACUAUGAUUUAUUAUGCUGAACGUAUAGGAGCCAACCCCAAUGACCCAAGAGCCAGCGAACACACACACUUCAAGAACAUCCCCAUUGGAUUCUGGUGGGCUGUGGUGACCAUGACGACCCUCGGCUAUGGAGACAUGUACCCUCAGACGACUUCAGGGAUGCUGGUUGGAGCCCUGUGUGCCCUGGCUGGUGUGCUGACCAUUGCAAUGCCUGUCCCAGUGAUUGUCAACAACUUUGGAAUGUAUUACUCCCUGGCUAUGGCGAAACAGAAACUACCAAAGAAAAACAAGAGGCAUAUACCACGACCACCGCAUCUCGGCUCUCCUAACUACUGCAAGACUAGCAUCAGCUCGCAACAUCCCAGCCCUGUGGUGGUCCAUGAUGAUGUUUUCGAGAUCAAAUUUCAAGACUCAAAGUUAAACGGCGAGGCAGCUAAUGCGGCUCUGGCGAAUGAAGACUGUCCUCAUAUAGAUCAGGCCAUUUCUCCUGAAGAAAUCUUCAGCCCCAGUGAAAGAGAGCGUCCCUGUUUCCUGGUCACUACUGCAGAGCGCCCCAACCACACGGGGGGCAGAGUGCGCAGGGGUUAUGAAAAGCCUUGGAGCCUUAACAGCAUGUCUGGCAUGAGCGAGGAUGCCUCUGGAGUGUCCUCAGUGUCCGCCCUGCCCUGCAGCCCACCAUGUCUAAUGCAGCACUCACAUUCUCCCAUCCCAUCCAUUAUGUAGCAUGGUUGAGUAGCAGACACAAUGCCAUCGGAAGGCCUGUCCACACCUUCUAUCUUUCCUGUCCAAUUUGAUUUUAUACUUUUUUUUUCUCCUGCUUUUUCAUUCAAGUCUUUAUUUUUUUUGAAAAAGAAAACUGGAUCUUAUCUGUGCUAAUACUUCCCAAGAGUUCACCUUGGGUGUGUCAUCAUAUCCUAGUCUCUAAACAUCGGUACAGCCACUCUGCAUGGGUCACCUCUGUUGCUGACAAAGCACUCUACUAUAUCUACCACAGACUCAACCACUCUUCCUAUGUUGACGUCAUUGCCUGUUGCUCUGUUGCUUUUGAUCUCAUGUAUCUUCUGCUAAUGACUAAAUUUCAUCCGCUUUUACUACUGUGUAAAAGAUUUUUUUCAUACAAUGUAUACAAUGCCCAAUGCUGGACAUAAACGAUACAUGGCUUAAGCAUAUUCAAAAGGUACCAAUGCCAGCUGUUAAGGGAACACCUCUCAAGUGCUUUGUACGUUGCAAAGUAGAGACGUUAUGAUCUUAAGUGCAGAUUUUCUUGUUUGAGUGGCUAUUAAAGCUGAACUUGAUGUUCACAAUGUCCAAUGCAAUAUGGAGAUAAUGACAAUUCAAGUGAAACUAUGAUGCAUCAAAUGUCAGAAGAACUACAACUGUUCAUUUGCAUGAACUGCAUGAAAUAUUCUGUUCAAAUCAAAGCUAACUGUAUCACAGUAACUUGUAGAGAACUAUUUUUUUUUUAAAAGCCUGAGAGCUUUGUCAUUUUAUGCAUUUUGAGACAGCUUUACAAGAGACUCAUAGCAAAGAUUUUUAUGUAGCUGCCAUUCUUUGCCUUUCCCCAAAAUCAUAGAUUUAUUUUCUUGUAUUUAUUUGAUUGGGGUCUCCAGCCAAAACAGAUUAACUUGAACAGCCAGCCAGUUAUAAAGCCAACACAUGCUGUUAUGAGCAUAUACCUUUUAUAUCCACACAUUAGAGGUAGUUUACCAUAUGGGCAGACGGAUGCUGUUGCUCUGCCUAAAUUAAAGGUCUUAUAAUUAUGAAACAGCUGUGCCUUCAUACCUGGAGAGGCAAAGUAAAAGUGCAUUUUAAAUGUAUUCAAAAAGUGCUCCUAGUGUAGCAUCAGUACACUUUACCAUGCUCAUAACAGUGUAACGAAAGCUUUGUUUUCAAGGUGCACCUUUUGACACCAGUGUUAUAUCUUAACCACACAAUACUAACCUAAUGCUUAUUAUAGUUGCACCAUUAUGUAUUAUCAUAUAAUUACACUUCGGGUUCCCAUAAAGAUCAUUUGUAUGAUGAGCACAACAUAUUUAUACAGAGGGGACCAAUAGCCAAACUGUUAGUAAGUUUGAUAAGAUCCAGUCAGCCACAAUCACAAUGACAAAUGCAGUGUGUUUGUCUAUUGGUUUAAGCAUCAGUGCUGUUACUGUUACUAUUGAUACUAUCCCUUACAAUAUGCACAAUGGUUUCAGGGCACUUUAAGAAAUCCUAAGUUGAAAAGAGAAAAAGUUACAAGUAUAGCAACUCAUAAGUUUUGUUUUUAUCCUGACUGAGCAUAGUUUUACAUUUCUAGUCUCCAGUCGUUUGUGGUAAUUAAUGGACAUUAC